Molecule: messenger RNA, 2333 nt
Organism: Mustela lutreola (European mink)
Lineage: Eukaryota; Metazoa; Chordata; Mammalia; Carnivora; Mustelidae
Gene: CSAD
Product: cysteine sulfinic acid decarboxylase
Exons: 15
Coding region: 339-1820 (493 amino acids)
Biological process (GO): carboxylic acid metabolic process
Cellular component (GO): cytoplasm
Molecular function (GO): sulfinoalanine decarboxylase activity; pyridoxal phosphate binding
Source: RefSeq, a predicted model, not a curated record
AGAACUGGGGUGGAGAAAAGCUCAGAGGCUAUCGCUUGAGUAGCAAGGCAGCAACCGGACUGGCAGUGUGCGCCGGGCCGGCCCACACGUGCGCGUUCUCCGAGUCCGCCCGAAGGUACGGAAACUCGCUGCGGAAGAAGGCAGGCAGGCGGAGGCCGGCGCUCCGUGUUCCUUCCCUGCUCCUCCUCCUCCUCCAGCCAGCCAGCCAGCCAGCCGCAGCGCCCCGCCGCACCGAGCCGGAGGAGAGCCCCGAGAAGCGCGCUAGGUGCGUGCUCGCGCCCGCGUCCCCGCCAAGCAAGCCCCUCUCCGCCGGGCGGAGCGAGCGAGAUUUUAUCCUGAUGGCUGACUCUAAACCACUCUUCUCCCCUGAUGGGGACCCCAUGGCUGCAGAAGCCUUGCUCCGGGAUGUGUUUGGGAUUGUUAUGGAUGAGGUCAUUCGGAAAGGGACCAGUGCCUCUGAGAAGGUCUGCGAAUGGAAGGAGCCGGAGGAGCUGAAGCGGCUGCUGGACCUGGAGCUGCGCAGCGAGGGCGAGGCGGCUGAGCGGAUCCUAGCACGGUGCCGGGAGGUGAUCCACUACAGUGUGAAAACCUGUCACCCGCACUUCUUCAACCAGCUCUUCUCAGGGUUGGAUCCCCACGCUCUGGCGGGGCGUAUUGUCACUGAGAGCCUCAACACCAGCCAGUACACUUAUGAAAUCGCCCCUGUGUUUGUGCUCAUGGAAGAAGAGGUGCUGAAGAAACUCCGGUCCCUUGUGGGCUGGAGCUCUGGGGAUGGGGUCUUCUGCCCUGGUGGCUCCAUCUCCAACAUGUAUGCCGUGAACCUGGCCCGCUAUCAGCGCUACCCGGACUGCAAGCAGAGGGGCCUCCGGGCGCUGCCGCCCCUGGCUCUCUUCGCAUCAAAGGAGUGUCAUUACUCCAUCAAGAAGGGAGCUGCUUUUCUGGGACUUGGCACCGACAGUGUCCGAGUAGUCAAGACAGAUGAGAGAGGGAAAAUGAUUCCUGAGGAUCUGGAGAGACAGAUCAGUCUGGCUGAGGCUGAGGGCAUUGUCCCGUUCCUGGUUAGUGCCACCUCUGGAACUACUGUGCUGGGGGCCUUUGACCCCCUGGAGGCAAUUGCUGAUGUGUGCCAGCGUCACGGGCUAUGGCUCCAUGUGGAUGCCGCCUGGGGUGGGAGCGUCCUGUUGUCACAGACACAUAGACAUCUCCUGGAUGGGAUCCAGAGGGCUGACUCUGUGGCCUGGAAUCCUCACAAGCUUCUCACAGCCGGCCUGCAGUGCUCAGCUCUUCUUCUCCGGGAUACCUCGAACCUGCUUAGGCGCUGCCACGGGUCCCAGGCCAGCUACCUCUUCCAGCAGGACAAGUUCUACGACGUGGCUCUGGACACCGGAGACAAGGUGGUGCAGUGUGGCCGCCGCGUGGACUGUCUGAAGCUGUGGCUCAUGUGGAAGGCACAGGGCGGGCAAGGGCUGGAGCGGCGUGUUGACCAGGCCUUUGCCCUCACCUGGUACCUGGUGGAGGAAUUGAAGAAGAGAGAAGGAUUUGAGUUGAUCAUGGAGCCAGAAUUUGUCAAUGUGUGUUUCUGGUUCGUGCCCCCCAGCCUGCGGGGGAAGCAGGAAAGCCCGGAUUACAGUGAAAGGCUGGCUAAGGUGGCCCCGGUACUCAAGGAGCGCAUGGUGAAGGAGGGCUCCAUGAUGAUCGGCUACCAGCCCCAUGGGACCCGAGGCAACUUUUUCCGCAUGGUCGUGGCCAACCCUGCUCUGACCCGGGCUGAUAUGGACUUCCUUCUCAACGAGCUGGAAAGGCUAGGCCAGGACCUCUGAGCUGCUGGCCCUGACACCCUACCUUGCCCUCACUGUCUCUGCGUUCCCUUCCUGUGUUCUCAGUAACAGAGGGACCUUAACAACCUUGAUAUGCCUUGACCCACUAACUCUCUUACGAAAUAUUUGCUAUUAGGAGAACAUUUAAAUAAAUUAUAGUAUAUCUAGAUCAUGGGAUGGUUCUCUGCCAUUAAAAUUAUGUUUAUAAACAAGAUUUUUACUGAUAGGAGGAAAGAUAAUUUUAAUAUAAUGUUAUAUUGAAAAAGCUGGAUACGAGACUUUGUAUAUAGUAAUAUCUGAGUGGUGUUCAGACAUACAUAGGAGAAGAUCGAUAAAAUGAAAUAUGCCAAAUAUUAAUAAUUUUCAAAUAAUAAUAAUAAUAAUAAGAAAACCUGGGAUGGGAUUAUAGGCAAUUUAAAAUUAAUUUUUAUACCUUUUGUGCUCCUCCCUUUAUUAUAUAAUGAAUAUGCAUUACUUUUAUAAUAGGGACAUAAUAAAGCAAAACCUUCAACAAUA